AUGGAAGUUCCGCUCCAAAUUUAUCGAAAAAACGAUACAGCUAUAGAUACCACUGAUGCUUUCACAACUUCAGAGAGAUUUGUCACACGAGAAGAAGUUAUCCGUUGGGUUAAAGAGACUGGAAUUAACAAUAAAGUGACCGUUAUUAUCACGCGUUCAGACACCGAAACAGGCAAAAGAGGAAGAAGUAACAAAGUGAUAUUUGGGUGCGAUAAAGGUGGAAAAUAUAAGGACAAAAGUGAGACUCAAAAUAGAUUAGAAGGUCAUUCAUUUGUUGGUAGGUUGACAACCGAUGAGAAGCAGCAUGUUGCUGAUUUGACAAAGAGACAUGUUCCGCCUAGACACAUAUUGAUUUCCUUGCAAGAGCGAGAUCCUGAGAAUGUCACUCGGAUCACGCAAAUAUACAAGCAUAAAAGUGUGAUUGAAGCGGAGAUAAGAGGUCCAAGAAGUGAGAUACAACAUUUGCUUAAGCUUAUAGAGGAGGCGAACUAUGUUUAUUGGAGUAGGAAACGUGAUGAUUUGUGA
Messenger RNA from Vicia villosa (hairy vetch), 525 nucleotides. RefSeq lists its product as uncharacterized. The record is from RefSeq and is a predicted model, not a curated record. The transcript is spliced from 2 exons. Bases 1 to 525 code for a protein of 174 amino acids. NCBI's taxonomy places the organism in Eukaryota, Viridiplantae, Streptophyta, Magnoliopsida, Fabales, Fabaceae.